CUGUAGGUACUCAUAACCCCGCAGACAGGAUCGCUAGUGAGCAGCCUCCCCGGCUCAAACUUCUCCUAACAACCCACAUUUUUUUGAGGACGUUUCGCUCCCAAGUUGGAGGGGCGGUAGCCUGGAGCUUUUCUCCCCUCUGUCGACACUGCAGUUUUUUUUUUAUAAUAUUAUUUUACUAUUGUACCCGUGCCCGCCGGCUGGACCACCGACUCUUUUAAAGCUCACACUAUAUAUGAAUAUACCAACCGAUUCGGGAUAUUACGCGGUUACUAACAGGAUGGCUACAGAAAACUUGGAGAUGAACGGCCAUCCAGACCGAAGCGGCGGGGCGGAGGUCCCGCUGCAGGGCCCCCGGAGGAGGCAACAGGGGCCUCUGAACAUGAACCAUUAUGCCAAUAAGAAGAGUGCAGCAGAGAGCAUGCUGGAUAUCGCUCUGCUGAUGGCCAAUGCCUCACAGCUGAAGGUUGUAAUGGAGCAAGGAUCGGGUUUCACCUUCUAUGUGCCCCUCAUCACUCUCAUUAGCAUGUCCCUCAUCCUACAAAUCAUAGUGGGAGUUCUGCUCAUCUUCAUAGUUAAGUGGAACCUGAACGAUGAAAGCACGCACUACAAGCUGAACAUCCUGGAGAAUGUCUCCACGGCCUUCGUCUUUGUCAUAGUCGUGGUCAAUGUCUUCAUCACAGCGUUUGGAGUCCAGCGACCCAACCCGAGCUCUUGAUCACCCUUCGCCUCACUCUCCUGCUGAUCGACCUAGCAAAGAUGGACUUCCACUUUAUUUAUGCAAAUGAACAGGAUAUUUAUUCACCAACUAAAUGGCAUCACAGGUGCACGUGUUUUUUAUGUGAUUCAACCUCCCAGGCUUCUCUAACCAUGGCUAUGGACAAAUGUACGGUCAGUUUUUAUUUCAUGUGGUAAACCAGCAGGGUGUUACCUCUUAUCAUGCUCAGGUUACUGAUGCAAAUACAUGACUUUACUUACAAAACAAACAUAUCAGGAGCAGUAUACUAAUGUUUCCUGGGAAAAAGACGUUCUAUUGUUACUCUGAAAUGUGUGAGUAUCUGUCAUUUAAUGUAUACCUACAUCUUUAUAAAAAAAUAAUAAACAUCACCACAGCAUAAUCCAAAUGACAUUCUUAUUAAUGAGAGCACCAGGAGCCAUCUGAGCGUGCUGCUGCUCUGAUGGCACAAGAUGAUUUAACAGCUUUAUUGUGGGCGCAAAUGUUUUGUUUACACUGUUAAAAAACCUCAAACAAUCAAUGAAGUGGACUUUACAUGCUUUGUUUUUUUAAAUGAUAUGCAAAGUCUAUUGUGUAAUGUUUAAAGGGAUAUGCCCGUAUAUAUAUAUUAGCUUAUGUCUUCAAGUGUUUGUGCAUUGACGUAUAUAGUGUAUGUCACUUUUUUUUAAGGACCAAAUAUUUUUUAAAGCUUUUACUACGAUGAUCUUGUAUUACACACUGAAUAUUUUAAAUGACAUUUAUAAAUAAAUCUACAGAAGUGAUAAGAUGUGUUUGUUGUC
Molecule: messenger RNA, 1515 nt
Organism: Anarrhichthys ocellatus (wolf-eel)
Lineage: Eukaryota; Metazoa; Chordata; Actinopteri; Perciformes; Anarhichadidae
Gene: ninj1
Product: ninjurin 1
Exons: 3
Coding region: 236-718 (160 amino acids)
Biological process (GO): tissue regeneration; cell adhesion
Cellular component (GO): membrane
Source: RefSeq, a predicted model, not a curated record